Pyrus x bretschneideri (Chinese white pear) is the source of this 511-nucleotide messenger RNA. RefSeq lists its product as uncharacterized. The transcript has a single exon. The coding region runs from base 35 to 511 and encodes 158 amino acids. NCBI's taxonomy places the organism in Eukaryota, Viridiplantae, Streptophyta, Magnoliopsida, Rosales, Rosaceae. The record is from RefSeq and is a predicted model, not a curated record.
CUGUACCCAGCGAACUAAGUUUCGCAUCUGGCCUAUGGAGGCCACCGUAACUGCUUCCCAUGAAUAUUAUCUUUGGUUGGGAAAUCUUUCAAACAAGAAGCUCAAUCUGAAAGGCGGCGAUAUGGUUCUUGUAAAAGCAGAAUUUUAUGGACGAGAUAAUAGAAUUAACGUGAACAAAACAGGAGUGGAUAUUGUAAAAUGGGAUUUGUUUGAUGGUUAUACUAAUUGGGAGGACUAUGAGACCAUGUCAUAUGAGUCUGAUGAAGACACUAAUGACGAUACACAGUUGAGCAUAUGCCACGUUUUCCUCUGCUACAAGACCCCCGAGGCAUGGCCGUGGUGCAUUGAAGGCUCUGAGUCCGAUCCGCUCCCUAAGUUCUUCGCCUCCGCUCUCAAAGCUUGCAAGAACGACAUCACUGCUAAGGUCCGUUUUCCAGCUCAAUUCGUCGGCGUUUCUGAUUGCUUUUCUUACCGUUUCUUAUUUCCUGGAGCUACUGAGUUCUGGUGUUGA